This is a messenger RNA of Harpegnathos saltator (Jerdon's jumping ant), 766 nucleotides long. RefSeq names its product acyl-CoA Delta(11) desaturase-like. Gene Ontology annotation, molecular function: iron ion binding; stearoyl-CoA 9-desaturase activity. NCBI's taxonomy places the organism in Eukaryota, Metazoa, Arthropoda, Insecta, Hymenoptera, Formicidae. The coding region runs from base 17 to 592 and encodes 191 amino acids. Gene Ontology annotation, cellular component: endoplasmic reticulum membrane. The transcript is spliced from 4 exons. The record is from RefSeq and is a predicted model, not a curated record. Gene Ontology annotation, biological process: unsaturated fatty acid biosynthetic process.
UUGCGCAAUUCAAGCGAUGGACUUCACCGCUGCUGCUCAUCGUUACUGGUCGCAUCGAAGUUUCAAAGCAAAAUUGCCACUGAGAAUCAUACUUCUUCUUUGCCACCUCACAGCUGUUCAGGUAAACACACAACUUUGUUGGGUCAGAGAUCAUCGGAUACAUCAUAAAUACGUGGAUACAGAUGCGGAUCCAUACAACAGCAAUCGGGGAUUCUUCUUCUUUCAUGUCGGGUGGUUGAUGGUAAAAAAGCAUCCAGAGGUUAUCAAAAAAGAUCAACAAAUCUAUAUAAGCGAUAUUAAGGCGGAUUCUCUCGUUAUAUGUUUGCUGAUAAUGCCUGACAACAAACCACACCUUGCUAACAAUUUAAUGAGGCUUAAAGAAAUUAUAGUUGCGAUUUAUUUGAAUGACAGGCACAUUAAACCAACCAAUAACGUGAUGGUCUCAAUUGUAUCUUUCGGCGAGGGUUCACAUAAUUAUCAUCACAUGUUCCCAUGGGACUACAAAGCAUCUGAAUUCGGUACACACACAUACAACUUUCCGGCUAUGUUCAUCGAUUUCUUUGCAAAAAUUGGUUGGACAUAUGAUCUAUAAGAACCCUCUCUGGAGCUCGUGAAGUCUGUCGCAAUGGAGAAUAAAAUGGCCGAGCGCCAUUGCAAGUGGGAUGCUGUAUCGCCUCCGAAUGAUGAAGGUAAAAUAUAUUCGUAACCUAACUCAUAGACUAUGAGUUGGACGGGACUCCUGUAUAUUGAAAUCGCUUAGUCUACG